Messenger RNA from Phytophthora nicotianae INRA-310, 2645 nucleotides. Its product is annotated as TKL protein kinase. Gene Ontology annotation, molecular function: ATP binding; protein kinase activity. The transcript has 2 exons. The record is from RefSeq and is a predicted model, not a curated record. Bases 370 to 2574 code for a protein of 734 amino acids. Lineage: Eukaryota; Oomycota; Peronosporomycetes; Peronosporales; Peronosporaceae. Gene Ontology annotation, biological process: protein phosphorylation.
AUGCAAGUGAACGACAUCCAAGCCGACCCCAAUACUCGAAGUCAGUGAAACGAACCUGUUGGUUUUGAAAACAACGAAGAUUCCGUGAAUACAAUCCAUUCACUCAACUCCCACAUUAUUAGUACGAGUACACUUGGUCGCCAUUUUCACAACCUGCUGCAUGGCUAUUAUAGCAGACCUUAUCAUGACCGACAGAGCAGCAAACUUCGUUAUAUUCGCUGCAAAAUGAACCACCCUAAACACGCAUGGUGCAGGUUGAAGCCUAUCCACUAACCGCCGGCACGUCGGGUUACAGUGACCGAUGGUAAGCACCAAACGUUGCUCAUUGCAUUUCAAGCAGGCUACGAAGUAGCAGAAUCGUAACCCAAUAUGCCCCACUCGCAGAGAACGUCGCGUCGUUGGGAGGAGUGGUCCAGUUCCAAGCACCGUCCCCGACGGCACCGAUCGGAGAUUUUGGGAGUGUUAACGCCCGAUCGCAUUGGUGACCACCUUGUGGCUCGCUGCAUGGCGCUCGAAGACUUUCGUGCUCGAAAUCUGACCAACGUGUGGCUUCCGGAAGUGCUGGGCGGUCCACGGAUGAGUCACAGGUCGCGCCAAGUGUUGCAGGGCAUCAUUGACGCUGUGAGCGAUCAGGUUGUAGCUGUCAUCGCAUACGAAAACGAGUCGAAUGUACUCGUUCAGUUGGCGCAGACUGGGUACAUCGUGCAGCAUAUUUUAAAGCUGAAUCGCCUGUUAGACGUCGCGUUGGAGAUGUACGGCAUCAAAGAAUCUCACAGCAUGAUUGAAUGGCAGACUGUUUUCGGACAAGAGCGUCAGGAGCGCAUGACGAGAUUUCAAAAAAUAGUGGCAAACAAAAAUCUGUUGAUGCAGAUGUUGGGCGACCAACAGCAGCAGCUACAGAUAUUGACAUUGCUGGUGUACGAUAUCCAGAAACACGGAGAUGAAACGUUUACAGAUUUGGAGUACAGCGUUAUCAUCGACGUAUAUCAUGCGUGUGUUAAACUCUCCGGUCUAACAGUGGUGACUGUCCCGGAAUGGUUUGUCCCGGCCCACGAAACUCGAGAGAAUCUAUGGCAAGGCACUAAAGUUGACGUGGAGUGUCUAACUCAAAGCGAGGAGUCUUGUAUUCGACAAGUUUCGGCCUGGUGGGAUCUGCAUCAACCUCAUGUGGCGAAGCUGUUCGGUGCGUGUCACGUCGGGAAUGAUCUUUUCCUGGUACACGAGAGUGCGCAAAAUGUGAAGAAUUCGGUUGUGAGUCAAGACAUCCAGCUUGGAACUGUUCAUAUUCGUCAGUUCCUUGAUGAGCGCAAAUUUGGGCGGUUAUUCUCCACCGAGAAUGAGAGAAAGGUGGUGCGUCCCGGUGGAGAGCUGCUUUCAUCUCGUGUGACCUCCCCCAGCGUGAAUUUGAAGAAGCAGCAGCGAAAUGCCAGCCCAGCAUUGACACUGUGUCCUGCCUUCUCUAAGCACAAGGAAUGGGGACUCCUCAAAGAAACAUGCGCCGAUGAUAUUAUCAUCCACGACGCUGGUAACGCCAUGAAGCAGCUCCACAGCAACAAACCCCGCAGGCGUUUCUGGAAUCGAAAAGUACAUCAAUCAACGAAGAAUGCAUCCAGCAUCGUGAGAUAUUCGCAAAGUUACGAUCCGAAGUUGAAUUUGUCCGUGGAGAGGUUGUUUGAAGAGACCACGGACAAGGUUUGGGCGAUUGAACGGACAGCUUCAAGUAUUGUGGGACUCUCUCGACAAAGCCCAAAGUGGUUUAUUCCUCGUUACGAAGUUGAGAUUGGGAGUCGAAUCAGCGCCGGGUCUUUUGGAGCUGUUCAUCAUGGCAAAUGGCUCAACGCCAGUGUCGCUGUCAAGUGUUUGUUUCGAAGCGACAGAAAGCUUUUCUUGCGUGAAGCGAAUAUUUGGUUCUCUCUUAACCACCCGAACGUCAUCAAACUCUACGGAGCCUGUCACGUUGGCAAAACCUCGACACGAAGUCUGGAUGAACCUGUAAACCGAACAGAGCAAAGACCAUUCUUCGUGUGUGAAUACGCGAGUGAAGGCACCCUCAAUGAAUAUCUCAAGAAAUGGGAAGUCGAGCAUAAAUCUCGUUCCGACGCCUGGAGAUGCCUAUGCGAAGCUGCUCGAGGGCUCCAGUACUUGCAUGAGCGCGGCAUCAUUCACGGCGACCUCAAAGGCAACAACAUCCUCGUGAGUUCUGACCACCAAGUAAAAUUAACGGACUUUGGUUUAAGCACAUUAGCCAAACAGUUGAACUGGACAGGCAAUACCGGGACUGUCGGUGCGAUUCGAUGGAAGGCACCAGAGCGUCUUGGAGGUCACGACCGAGGACCAUCCUUCGCUUCCGAUGUUUAUUCCUUCGGCAUGUGUAUCAUCGAAGCUGUGACCGGGAGAUUCCCGUGGAGUGAAUUUAUGGACGAAGACUUGGUCGUAUCGGAGGUGACUCAAGGUAAACUCCCUCCUCGGCCAGAAGCUUUCAAUAAUGAGAUGUGGGAUCUGGUAGCGCGUAUGUGCUGCCAGAAUCCUGCCGACCGAAUCACCAUAUCCACUGCCGUUGCUCUACUCGACUAGUUCUGUUGAAUAACGUUAAAUCAUAUUUGUAGCAAGUCAAACGUAACAUGAACUGUAAAAUGCAAAAGGUG